Messenger RNA from Dipodomys ordii (Ord's kangaroo rat), 2138 nucleotides. It is a transcript of the gene Eif2ak1, whose product is annotated as eukaryotic translation initiation factor 2-alpha kinase 1. Lineage: Eukaryota; Metazoa; Chordata; Mammalia; Rodentia; Heteromyidae. Gene Ontology annotation, biological process: protein phosphorylation. The transcript has 15 exons. The coding region runs from base 2 to 1963 and encodes 653 amino acids. The record is from RefSeq and is a predicted model, not a curated record. Gene Ontology annotation, molecular function: ATP binding; protein kinase activity.
UAUGGUGGAGAUCUCGGCGGGCUCUGAGCCGGCCGCUGCGGAGGGAGCCUGCGGGCUGGGCUCCGGCCCUGCGCGCGGGCCGGAGAUGCUGGGUGGCGACUCGGACGCCGGGGAUAAGGGAGUGGAGAGCGAUGCUGUGGGAGCUGUGGCCGCGCCGCCCGCCAUUGACUUCCCGGUUGAAGGCUCGGACCCCAAGUAUGACGAAUCUGAUGUUCCAGCAGAACUCCAAGUGUUAAAAGAACCCCUGCAACAGCCAACUUUCCCUUUUGUAGUUGCAAACCAACUGCUUCUGGUGUCUCUGCUGGAGCACUUGAGCCAUGUGCAUGAGCCAAACCCACUUCACUCUAAACAGGUGUUUCAAUUACUUUGCCAGACUUUCAUCAAGAUGGGGCUGCUGUCAUCUUUCACGUGCAGUGAUGAGUUCAGCUCAUUGAGACUGCAUCACAACAGAGCCAUCUCGCAUUUGAUGAGGUCUGCAAAAGAAAGAGUCCGUCAGGAUCCUUGUGAGGACAGCUCUUACAUGAAGAAAAUCAGAUCCAGAGAAAUAGCCUUUGAAGCACAAACUUCACGCUACUUAAAUGAAUUUGAGGAGCUUGCCAUCCUUGGAAAAGGUGGAUAUGGGAGAGUAUACAAGGUCAGAAAUAAAUUGGAUGGUCAACAUUAUGCAAUUAAGAAAAUCCUGAUUAAGGGUGCAACUAAAACAGAUUGUAUGAAGGUACUACGGGAAGUGAAAGUGCUAGCAGGGCUUCAGCACCCCAACAUCGUAGGCUAUCACACCGCGUGGAUCGAACAUGUUCAUGUAGUUCAGACACAGCCAGACAGAGCUCCUAUCCCAUUGCCUUCUCUCAAAGUGCUCUCUGACCAGGAAGAGGACAGAGAUCAAUAUAGUGGCAAAGAUAAUGAAAGCAGCUCGUCCAUUGUCUUUGCUGAAUUUACCUCAGAAAAAGAAAGACCCUCUGGUGAGCUUGACAUUGCAAAUGAAAAUAACAAAUUGGUGAACUACACCAGGGAUUUAGUCAUCAGGGACAGCAGUGAAUAUGCAUCGCCCUUUGAACACCACGAGAAUGGCCUGGCUGAUUUGUCCCCCAGAUCCAUCGUGAAACACCGGCUGCCACUUGAGCAGGAUUCAGACUUAGAGGGGAAUUUCAUAUCCACCGAGGAGUCUUGCGAAGGGAAUUUGAGCUUUCUGGGACAGACAGAGGUGCAGUACCACCUGAUGCUACACAUUCAGAUGCAGCUGUGCGAGCUCUCCCUGUGGGACUGGAUAGUGGAGAGAAACAAGCGCAGCCGCGACUGCGUGGACGAAACUGCCUGUCAGUACCUCCUGGGUCCUUAUGUUAUGGCCAGUGUUGCAACAAAAAUUUUUCAAGAAUUAGUGGAAGGUGUAUUUUAUAUACAUAACAUGGGAGUUGUGCACAGAGAUCUGAAGCCAAGAAAUAUAUUUCUUCAUGGCCCAGACCAGCAAGUAAAGAUCGGAGACUUUGGCCUGGCUUGCACAGAUAUUAUACAGAGCACAGAUUGGACGAAUAGAGAUGGGAAAGGCAUGCCAGUGCAUACUUCGCAAGUGGGGACUUGUCUGUAUGCUUCACCGGAGCAGUUGGAAGGAUCGGAGUAUGACGCCAAGUCAGAUAUGUAUAGCUUGGGUGUGAUCCUGCUGGAGCUCUUUCAGCCAUUUGGGACGGAAAUGGAGCGUGCAGCGGUUCUCACAGGUGUCCGAGUGGGCCGGAUCCCCGAGUCCCUCAGUAAGAGGUGUCCAGUGCAGGCCCAGUACAUCCAGCUCCUGACCAGGAGGGAUGCUUCCCAGAGGCCGUCUGCCCUGCAGCUGCUUCAGAGCGAACUUUUCCAAACAUCUGGAAAUGUGAAUCUCACUCUACAGAUGAAGAUAAUAGAGCAGGAGAAAGAAAUCGAAGAGCUGAAGAAGCAGCUGAGCCUCCUUUCUCAGUCCAAAGGGGUCAGGGGCUGACCUGGGCAAUGGGGCUGACCCUGCCACCUCUAAUGAGGUGACACCAGUCAUCUGAAAGUGGACUUACACUCGAAGUAAUCAACUGGAAUGUAUAUUUUCAAUCUUUCCCAGAGGUAGUGAUAUGAUUAUUGUGUUUAGCAAGCCUAUAUAAGACUUAUUAAAGAUGUAAAAGUAU